ACAUAACAUAUUUUUCUUAAAUAUAUACAUGAAUGUGUUUGUAUUUAUAUCCAUUUACAUUUAAUUGUUUAGCAGACGCUUUUAUCCAAAGCGACUCACAAAUGAGGAUAAUGGAAGCAAUCAAAAACAACAAAAGAGCAUUGAUAUAUAAUUGCUUUAACAAGUCUCAGUUAGCUUAGUACAUGUAGCAAGUUUUUUUUAAUUUUUUUUUAUUAUAUAAUAAAAAGAAAACAGGUAGAAUAGAGCAAGCUAGUGUUAGAGGCCUUUUUGCUUUUGUUAAUUGUAUAAUAAAUAACAAGAAAAUAGAUAGAAUGCAAAAAUAAUGGAACAGUUAGUGUUAUAUAUUUAUUUUGAGAAAACAAGUAAGUAAAUUUAUAGAGUUUAAGUCUAAAUGGGGAACUUGUAGCAUCUUGUAGCAGAACUUCACUUGUGUUAGCAUCCCAUUGACUCCCAUUUCUUUUUGGCGUCACUUUGACAGCGAAUAACUUUACAUCUGAGGCGUUUAAAGACUCUUGGAGACAUUUGUCCAUUAUUUAUUUCUAAAGAUGCACGACAAUGUAUAAAGGGCUCCAUUACCUUUUAUGUUAAAUUAUGGCCCCGUAGAAACAGUUUUUGUAAAAAUAGGCUAACGAUUACGUCAUAACCACUCGACUCUCUGUCCCACGAAAGAGAAAUUACCGUACAGACAAGAGGAGAAGCUCACAGGCAAUUAACUUAAUAUGGCAUACUGGCGUUACAUUUUAAAAUACUAUACAAAAUAAUUAAUCAGAAUACUUACUCCUGCUCACUCACGCCAAAGAACUCCCCGCUCAAGCUCACCGUCUCUGCGAGAUUAACGAUGGCAGUUUGCACGCACACCUACUAGAAGAUUUACAUCUGUCAGACAGGUUGCCGACGUCAUCAAGGUCAGUUUGAGUCUGCGCGUCAGAAACGCUAAAAAUGGGCUUAACUUGUCUCAGUUGAGUUCCAAUGGGGUCGCUGUUUCCAUUUCUUUUACUGUCUAUGGGUGAUUCAGAUUUCUCCUGGCACAGCAAUUAGAAGACGUACAGGUUGCUCACGUGUCAUUUACGUUAUCAAGCUCAGUUUGAGUCUGCGCAGUACGUUCGACCCCCAGGAAGUGCUUGCUUCUAAUUUACUUCAUUUUUCUCCAUUGAAUCCAUAUACAGGUUGAAUCCAAUGGGGUCGCUGUGUCCAUUUCUUUUACUGUCUAUGAUACCGCCCAGCUCCGCUCAACCAGUGAGCAGUAACGUGUGACAAUCGUGCACCAGAGAGACACGGGGAGAGCGAGAGAUCCAAUUGCAGGUAUUUAUUAAGUAUAAUCCAAAUCCUGGUCGAACAAGCCAAGGUCAAAACCAAAUAAGCAGUCCAAACAAAUAAACAAAUGAAACAAAGUAGGGAACUGGAAAAAGAAAGGAACAGGAACAGGAACUCGGAGGACGAGAAGACAAUGAAGACAAUGGGAAUACAAGAAGGCUGGCUACAUGAAGGAUAAGGACUCCAUACAAACAACAGGAAAAGACUGGAAUAUAUAGGGAGGCUAAUGACAAUAGAGUGCCUGCACCUGGUGCAAUUAACAGGAGUGUAAUCACUGUGAAGACAGGAGCACAGACUAGAGGAAUUCUAGUGCCUACGGUGAAGUGCCUAAGGGGAAGUGAGCCCACUAGUGGACACCCAGAGAAACAGAGACUAGACAGCGUGACAUUACCCCCUCCUCCACGGAGCAGCUGCCAGAUGCUCCACCCGAACCCAAGGAAAAAACAAAGACACAAAGAGACCAGGAGGGAGGUGGAGCGGCGGAGGAUCAGGGGGAGGGACGGAGGGCCAGAUAAAAUGGUAAAACAGAGACAAGAGGACCAGCUAGAAUGGGGAAACAGAGACAAGACAACCAGUUAAAAUAGGGAAACAGAACAAAGAGAAGUGCAACACAAAACAAGGAGUCCUGGAGGGUGGUGGACCGGCGGAGGAUCAGGGGGAGGGAUGGAGGGCCAGGUCCUUAGAGGGAAACAGAACGAAAGACACAGACAAGAAACCCAGGAGGGAGGUGGACCAGCGGAGGAUCAGGGGGAGGGACGGAGGGCCAGGUCCAUAGGAGGAAACAGAAAGAAAGACACAGACAGAAGAACAACAAAAAAUAAACACAAAAGCACAAGUCCAAGAAGGACAUCACUUGACGCCCACCAGGGCGGAGCAGAAGACAUAACCAUGUGGUUGGGACGGACGCCCCCCAGGGCGGAGCAGAAGACCACCACAAAUGUGUGGUCAGGGCGGAAGCCCCCCAGGGUGGAGCAGAAGACCACCACAACCGUGUGGUCGGGACGGAUGCCCCACAGGGCGGAGCAGAAGUCCACCACGUCCAUGUGGUCGAGACCGGAGUCCCCAGGGCGGAGCAGAAGACCACCACAACCGUGCGGCCGAACCAGAUGGCCCCCAGGGCGGAGCAGAAGACCACCACAACCGUGUGGUCAGGACAGACGCCCCCCAGGGCGGAGCAGAAGACCACCACAACCAUGUGGUCAGGGCGGAACAGAAGACCACCACAUCCGUGUGGUCGAACCAGACGCCUCCCAGGAAAGAGCAGAAGACCACCACAUCCUUGUGGUCGAGGCAGACGGACCCCAGGGCGGAGCAGAAGACCACCACAUCCGUGCAGGCCGGACCAACAGGAGGACAAGUCUGGUUGGGCAAGUCUGAAACAUAGAACAUGAACAUGUUAAGGGUAGCCUCUGUGGCCACAACAGGAACAGACGGGUGCUCAGAGAGUUCGACUGAGACAUGACAAGUCUCUGGAAGUUCCGCAGAGGCGAGGAGAGACUCUGGUAGUUUAGCAGAGACAUGGAGCAGUUCUGGUAGUUCAUCAGAGACGUGGAGAGGCUCUGGUAGUUCCACAGAGAAGUUACGAGACUCUGGUAAUCCCAUGGUGUUUAUACUGGAUCCCAGAAGAUCGGUGCUGACUUGACUCUGCUCAUGAAGAUUAUUGGUGACUUGCAUUUGUUCAUGAAGAUCAUUGGUGACUUGUAUUUGUUCAUGAAGAUCAAUGGUGACUGGCCUUUGUUCAUGAAGAUCAGUGGUGACUUGCCUUUGUUCAUGAAGAUCACUGGUGACUUGAAUUCUCCCAUGAAGAACCCCGGUGACUUGACUCUGUCCUUGAAGAUCACCAGUGACUUGACUCUGUCCUUGAAGAUCAUCAACAGUGACUAACCCUGACUCUGGAAGGCAGACAGUGACUAACCCUGACUAUGGAAGGUCAAUGGUGACUAACCCGACUCUGGAGGGUCCAUGAGCACCUGACUCAACUUUGGAGGGUCAACUGGAACCGGACUCAACUCUGGAAAGUCAACAUGCACCUGACUUGACUCUGGAAGGUCAACAGGAAUCUGACUUGAUUCUGGAGAAUCAACUGGAAUGUGACUUGAUUCUGGAGGGUCAACAGGAACCUGACUCGACUCUGGAGGGUCAACGGGAAUAUGACUCGACUCUGGAGGGUCAACAGGAACCUGACUCAACUCUGGAGGGUCAACGGGAACCUGACUCAACUCUGGAGGGUCAACGGGAACCUGACUCAACUCUGGAGGGCCAACGGGAACCUGACUUGAUUCUGGAGAAUCAACUGGAAUGUGACUUGAUUCUGGAGGGUCAACAGGAACCUGACUCGACUCUGGAGGGUCAACGGGAAUAUGACUCGACUCUGGAGGGUCAACAGGAACCUGACUCAACUCUGGAGGGUCAACGGGAACCUGACUCAACUCUGGAGGGUCAACGGGAACCUGACUCAACUUUGGAGGGCCAACGGGAACCUGACUCAACUCUGGAGGGUCAACGGGAAUAUGAUUCGACUCAGGAAAACCCACUGUAGCUGCCAUCCUCUGCAGUGGCUCUGGGCUGGCGGCCACCUUGUGCAGUGGCGCUAGGUUGGUGGCCAUCUUGUAUUGUGGUGCUGGUUCAGCAGACGUGAUGUGAACAGUCUCUGGAUCAGCAGACGUGACGUGAACACUCCUGGGAAUCUCUAGGAUCUUUGACAGCAUGGAGAAAUAAUCCAAAAAUGUCUCAGCGUUCAUCUUGGGCGUUGGCGCUGAGCUGGCGGCCAUCUUGCACCGUGGCGCUGGGCUGGUGACCCCUUUGUGCUGUGGCGCUGUGCUGGCGUCCAUCUUGCCUCGUGGCGCUGGGUUGACGGCCAUCUUGUGCUGUGGUGUUGGGCUGACUUCCAUCUUGCCUCGUGGUGCUGGGUUGGCGGCCAUCCUGUGCAGUGGCGCUGGGUCAGCGGCCAUCUUGUGCAGCGGCACUGGACUGGCGGCCAUUUUGUGCAGCGGCGCUGGCUAGACAGACUUGCGCCUCCUCUCCCCUCUCCGUCCACAAUGGGGAGACGGCGGCUCGCAUCCGAACCCAGGGUCGACGGGAGGCCACAGUGGAGAGCGAUG
Molecule: messenger RNA, 4415 nt
Organism: Carassius gibelio (silver crucian carp)
Lineage: Eukaryota; Metazoa; Chordata; Actinopteri; Cypriniformes; Cyprinidae
Exons: 2
Coding region: 1978-2691 (237 amino acids)
Source: RefSeq, a predicted model, not a curated record